AACAAUGACAACAAAUUCAAAAUGGCCUGAGAUUACAGAAAUGAUGAAGCACUUGCCUGGAGUAAAUGUUGCAGAUGCUCCAGAUGUUGUUGCACGUGUAUUUAAAAUGAAACUUGACCAGCUAAUCGACCUCAUAAAAAAGAAGCAUUUCUUUGGCCGUUGUAUUGGGUUGAUGCAUGUAAUUGAAUUCCAGAAGCGUGGGUUGCCACAUGCUCAUAUGUUGGUAUGGCUAGACGACAAAGACAAGCCUAAGACGGCUGAACAGAUUGACAAAUUAGUGAGUGCAGAAAUUCCAGAUGAAGAGUCAGAUCCUAUUUGUUAUCAGGCAGUGAAAAAUUAUAUGAUUCAUGGUCCGUGUGGGAAAGACACUUCUUACUCCCCAUGCAUGGUUAAUGAUAAAUGUGGACGUCACUUCCCAAAAAGGUUUAAUGGAGUAACAUGUUUCGAUGAAUGUGGGUUUCCUAAUUAUCGGCGUCGAGACACAGGCAAGACAGUUAAGAGGAAGGGUGUGCUUCUCAACAAUAGGUUUGUUGUCCCGUAUAAUAGGGAACUACUGCUUCGUUUCCAAUGCCAUAUAAACUUAGAGAUAUGCAAUAAUUCCCGCUCCUUGAAGUACCUGUUCAAAUAUUGUCUCAAAGGACAUGAUACUGCUACCAUGCUUCUAAAGCGAAAAAAUGAUAAAUCAAGUGCAGUUGAUUGUCAAGAACGAAAAGGAAAGAUUUUUGAUGAGGUUAGGCAUUAUCUUGAUGGGCGUUACGUUUCAGCUUCUGAAGCAGCUUGGAGAAUUUUAGGCUUUGGCAUUCAUUCUCGAUGGCCAUCUGUUGACCGAUUACCCAUCCAUUUGCCAGAUAGCAAGUAUGUUAGCUUCAAAACAGGAGAAUCUUUGCAGAAUGUUUGUCAUCGUGCUGAUUCUAAAAGAUCCAAACUGGAAGCUUGGUUCUUAGCAAACAAACUACUGCCGGAUGCUAAAAACUACACGUAUAAUGAAUUUCCGAGUUAUUUUACAUGGCUUCCCAAAGAGUGCAAGUGGAAGUAUAGACAGAGGGGUGAUGUAGUUGGGAGGCUGUCGGAGGUUCAUGCUACAGCCGGUGAUUUGCUCUAUCUCAGAAUGUUGCUGAUGCGGAAAAAGGGCUGUUUAGGAUUUGAGGACAUACGGACGGUCGAUGGUGUUGUGUAUGACACUUUUAAGGAGGCAUGUGGUGCUAUGGGUCUUUUACAAGACGACAACCAGUGGCAUGAGGCAUUGUCCGAAAACUCUCACUCAGCCUUCCCUCAUCAAUUACGUGAAAUGUUUGUGAAUAUUUUGGCACAUAAUACUGUUGCUGAUCCACUUUUAUUAUGGACUCGACACUGGAAAUGUAUGUCGGAAGAUAUUCUGAGGAAGCAAAGGAGCACAACUGGUAUCAAUGAUCUUGAACUACCCGAAGUUGACAUACAUAAUUACACUCUAGCAGAAAUUGAAAAAUUGUUUAAUGAUAUUGGAAAGAGUUUGAAAGAUUCCCAGACCUGCCUUUCCCAACAGAUACUACAGAAAUGCUGA
Daucus carota subsp. sativus is the source of this 1540-nucleotide messenger RNA. RefSeq lists its product as uncharacterized. The record is from RefSeq and is a predicted model, not a curated record. Lineage: Eukaryota; Viridiplantae; Streptophyta; Magnoliopsida; Apiales; Apiaceae. The coding region runs from base 5 to 1540 and encodes 511 amino acids. The transcript is spliced from 4 exons.